Pimephales promelas (fathead minnow) is the source of this 2170-nucleotide messenger RNA. RefSeq names its product 2-phosphoxylose phosphatase 1 (gene pxylp1). Gene Ontology annotation, cellular component: Golgi apparatus. Gene Ontology annotation, biological process: chondroitin sulfate proteoglycan biosynthetic process; glycosaminoglycan biosynthetic process; dephosphorylation. Gene Ontology annotation, molecular function: phosphatase activity. The record is from RefSeq and is a predicted model, not a curated record. Lineage: Eukaryota; Metazoa; Chordata; Actinopteri; Cypriniformes; Leuciscidae.
GAGAGAGAGAGAGCAGGGUUUAUGUUGUUAGAGGAGCGGCGGAGAGGCUCACAGCAGGACUGAGUGUGAUCGUUCUGUGGGGACUGAUGGAUUAUCGUUCGGGUCGACUCCUCUGAACGGAAUAUUUGGGCUCUGUUCGGUCAGGUGGAUGUAUGGCUGAUGGACAGGUGUCCGAACCAAUCACAGGACAAUGCUGGCACGGAGCCGUUUCAUCGUGGUGCUGGUGGUGGGUGCGCUGCUGGCGGUGCUGAGUUUCAGCUUGCAGUAUUUGCACCUCAUUCCAACCAAUCCAGUGGCAGAGCAAAGGUCACUUGGAAAAAGCAGAAAGCGUGUGAAUCCAGUCCUCCAUACGGAUCCUCCCGCCCCUGACCCCAUUCGAGACACCCACCAGUACUGUAAUUACCCCAACCUCAGCGAGCACGGCUGGGAGGGUCACAGUCCGGCAGACUACAGGCUGCUGUCGGUCCAGGUGAUGAUUCGUCAUGGAGACCGUUUCCCUUUAUACUCCAUCCCAAAAACCAAGAAACCUGCCAUAGAUUGCACUCUAUCAGAGAAGAGAAAGCCCUCUCACCCGCUUUUGGCCGCCUUCAUUAAUCACAUGGCUCUCGGUGGGCGUGGUCACUGGGACGCAUCACUGGGAUCUCUCCCCCGAUUACCUAAUCACAACACCUGUGAAAUGGGAGAGCUUACACAGACAGGAGUCGUACAGCACUUGAAAAACGGCGAUCAUUUUCGCCAGGCCUACAUCAAGCGUCACAAUCUGCUCUCUGCUGAUUGGUCACCGCGUCAGGUGUGGAUGGAGACUACAGGUAAAAGCCGCACCCUCCAGAGUGGAUUGGCCUUCCUCUUCGGCUUCCUCCCGCAUUUCGAUUGGUCGCGUCUGACGGUUCGACAGCAGUGGAGUACGCUUUUCUGCGGUUCCUCGUGCGACUGUCCCACACGCAACCGGUACCUGGACCAGGAGCAGCGCAGGCAGUAUCACCAGAGGACUGCCGACACCGAACUCGAACGCACGUACGUCACCAUGGCCAAGACGUUGGGUGUGGCCACAAAGAUUCUGAGGGCGGCCAAUCCCGUGGAUGCUUUGUUGUGUCACUUUUGCCACGGUCUUCCCUUUCCGUGCUCCAGCUCUCAGACUACAUCACAUGUUUCGGAUGAGGGGGCGUGUCUUACACUACAGCACUUUGCUGUGAUUCGACGGCAGCAGAAAGACGACGAACUGGAGCGGCGGGAGGCGGGGCUUUAUCGCCGCUAUGCUGUGCUCGCGGCUCAUCCGUACCUCAACCGCACCGCGGCGCGACUGGAGAAGAUCGCUAGAGGAAGCCAGACGCGCAAAGGCACAGAAGAGGCGGUCUUCGCUUUAGCAUCUGCUCACGACGUGACCAUGGCGCCGUUGCUAAGCGCGCUCGGUCUGGAAGGGGCGGGAUUUCCGCGGUUUGCGGCCCGCUUGGUGUUUGAGCUGUGGAGUAGCCCCGAAGCGAAAGACAAAGAAAGGAAGAAUGAAAGGAAACGUGGAAAGUGGUUGGACGACACGUUUAUUCGUGUUCUUUAUAACGGAGAGGACUUGACCUUUGACACCGCUUUCUGCCAUGACCACAAUCGACACUCUGCUCAGCCACUGUGCCCUCUGGGUAAUUUCCUGUCUUUUGUGAGGAAGGAUAUGUUCAAUAUCGUUAACGCUACAAGUUACCAGCAGGCCUGCCGCCAAAUUGUACUGUAAUAUAUGAACAGAGCGUAAACAAAGAAUAAUUUACCCAAAUAUUCUGUCAUCAUUUGCUUCAUGUUGUUCCAAAUCCAUAUGACUUUUCGUGGAAUGCGUAGUGCAAUACUAUCAAUAAUGAGACUUUAAAGCUAAAAACAAAAAGCAAUCUCACUAAAAGUCCAUUCGACUUAUGCACUAUUUACCAAGGAGUUUCCAGGUGCUUGUCACUGCAUGUUUUCAAUGUAUGGAUCAAGAGCAGCAUUAGCAUUUUUCAAAAUUUCUCCUUUUGUUUUGCGACAAAGGUUUGGAAUGACGUGAAAGUGAGAAUUUCAGAAUUUUUAUUUUUGGGUGAACUGUUCCUUUAAGAGCGAGUACUACUAAUGUUUUUGAUGUAGUGUUAAAGGAGUAGUUCACUUUUAAAAAACUUUUGCUGAUAAUUUACUCACCCCCAUGUCAUCCAGGAUGUCC